Messenger RNA from Manihot esculenta (cassava), 2577 nucleotides. RefSeq names its product RING finger protein 10. The transcript is spliced from 9 exons. Bases 80 to 2293 code for a protein of 737 amino acids. Gene Ontology annotation, biological process: positive regulation of transcription by RNA polymerase II. Lineage: Eukaryota; Viridiplantae; Streptophyta; Magnoliopsida; Malpighiales; Euphorbiaceae. The record is from RefSeq and is a predicted model, not a curated record. Gene Ontology annotation, molecular function: transcription cis-regulatory region binding; metal ion binding.
UAAAGAAAGAGAAGCUGGGUCACCAGUCUUGCCACGACGCGAACUCAAGCUGCUUACCAGAUCCUUCGUUUUGAUUUUCAUGUCCAUCUUGCCUUUCAAAGCCCAAGGUUCCACUUCGUCUUCUUCGCUUGAUUCCAUCUCUCCUAACCCUAAUUCUAAUUAUGGCAGCUCCCUCUCUCCUCCUCAAUCUCCAUCUUCUCUCUCUCGCCAAUUCCAAUCCAUACAAUUCCCCGAUUCUCAAUCUCCAAUCGCUGCAUCAGGCCUAUUUGCUUCAGCUGCAGAAGAUUCGGGUGGAUCUUCCGAGAAGGUGAAUGAAUUAAGUACACCAAAUGGGAAGAGAAGUUUGCCUCAACAAAAUGGUGAGACACAUGCCCUGUCUCACCUUGGUGGUCAGGGGGUCGGAUCUGCUCAGCCCAGAGGGAAAAUAUUGGGGUCUGCUGGCUCUCCUCAAGUUCAUCAAAGUAAUAUUCGUAACACUAAUCAAGGAGGCAGUGCACACUCAUCUGGAAGAAGAGCCCAGAUGAUGAAUGCAAACCAUUUAUUGAAUUUUCACUAUGACCCCAUUGCCCGUAAUCAACCAAGAGCCCCUCCUCCAAGACGGCAGCAGAAGACAAAGCCUUACAACAAGGAUUUAUUCCUUCAGGCUAAUUACAAGUUUGUUGUGUUAGAUACAGGGAAUUAUGCACCUGAAUUGAUGGAUCCUGAUAAAAUGCUUCGGUGGGAGGAUAUAGUCUGUGUGAGGUAUGCAACCUCAUGUCCAGUGCAGUGUCCUAUUUGUUUGGAAUAUCCUCUAUGCCCACAGAUAACUUCAUGUGGACACAUAUUUUGUUUCCCCUGCAUUCUCCGGUAUUUGCUAAUGGGCAAGGAGGAUCACAAAGGUGAUUGCUUUAAAAGAUGUCCUUUAUGUUUUGUGAUGAUAUCUCAGAAGGAUUUGUACACCCUCCAUAUUGAGAAUGUUAAGCAGAACUGUGUUGGUGAUAACAUAGAGUUCGUGCUUCUAACUCGGCAAAAAGAUUCGUUUACUCCAUCUCAGAAAAAUAAUUUGGAGAUAGAUACCGUGCUGAGUUGCAAUGAUGAGGUCUCUGAUCCCUUCUCAAAGUUUACAUUUACUUCAGAUGUAGAACUGUCUGUGAGAAAAGCAAUAUCAGAUUUGGAUGGUUGGCUAGCUAGAGCUGAUUCAGGACUCGUGGAUGACUUGGAGCAGCUUCCAUAUGUUUGUGCUGCAAUGGAACAAUUAAAACAUAGAAAGAAGUAUUGGAAUCAGCAGCAAGUUCAUGAUGGUGGUGGAAACUCUAAAUGUUCCAACAAUCAGAAACAAUCUCAAGAGCUUUUGCUAACCUCAAACGCUAACUGUGUUUAUCGUGAAGAUUCUACUUCUAGAUAUUCAACACAAUCAGUUGAUAUCAAUGAUGAAAACAGGCAUUAUGACAAUGUGAAAGUGGAUUUGUUUGGGUCGCCAGAGGGCGAAGAUGCAAUUUUAUCAUCCUCGCAUGAUGGAAGCAAGAAAUUGCAGAAAAGAGAUGUCAAGGAAAAUGACUCGUACAAUUUCUACCAGGCAGUUGAUGGUCAGCACCUUAUUCUUCACCCUCUAAACAUGAAGUGUCUUCUACACCAUUAUGGGAGCUAUGAUGUUCUUCCACACAGAAUAAGUGGAAAAAUCUUGCAGUUGGAAACUGUGACUCAAUCAGAGGCUAUGAGAAGACGCUAUCGUUAUUUAAGUCAUUUUUCUUUAACGACGACAUUUCAACUAUGUGAAAUUGAUUUGAGUGAGAUGUUACCUCCUGAUGCCCUGUUUCCAUUCAUGGAUGAGAUCAAGAAGCGUGAGAAGCAGAGGAAGCAACUAGCCAAAAAGGAACGGAAGGAGAGUGUCAAGGCUGAAGUAGCUGCUGCUGCACAAUCUGUGACCAGUUUAUCUAAUUCUGCACAAUCCUUUCAUGAUGACUCCCCUAAAUUUUCGGUUGAUGAUUUUGAAGCUCUUGGAAGUUCCACCACAAUGCCAUCAAGUCCUCCAACGUCAUCAAGCCCACCUUUUGUUGGGGAGAGGAUACUGUUCUCAAAUGUUGCAAGGCUUGGUUUUGCUGCUGGCCAUGAUUCUCCAGCUCUGAAAAUUGAGGAAACUAGUGCUGCUUGUGGUGCAUCCGGUACAAGAAAUCCAGGUACACCAACAUUUGCCAAUAUAAUAUCCAGAGAGAAAACGGGAGAAAAUGUGGAUGCUCCCAAGAACGAGAUUGGAAAGAAAGGAAAGAAACAGAGUAGGAUCCUUCUGUCGACAGCAGGUGGUCGGCGCUACUGAAGCAUAAACCUCAGAAUUCUUCAGCUAUCCCUAGCAAGUUGACUCUGAGCCGUAGACAUUGUGAAUAAUGAAAUUUCUGUGUGCCCUUUUUUCCAUGGGUGCAGUUCAUAUAUGUUUUGGCAGUGCAAGGAAAUGAACUGUAUGACCUUUUGGCCAUGGAUGUGCUUCAUAAAUUUGGCAAUGUAAAGAGUGCCUACGUUUGAAUUCUUAUUUGAUAAAAGAUGUGGUGGAUUUGCGAGUUAGAAAGAUAUUUCGUGAUUAUAUAUAUGUGUGUGUUUUCAAUA